GAACUCGCGAUGAGUGUGACAUGUCGAUACAAUGUACCACGGAACCGGCUUUAAUAUAAUACAAAUAACUCGUUUAUGACACACCAAAUGGCUGUGUUUAUUGGCACGUUAUGUGCUCUAGUCUUGAUGUGCUUAGGUACACAUUGGAAGACUAGAUCGAGCGACGAUGAGAGAAGUUGCGAGGAGUUUAAACGCUUUCAAAAAAUCUAUAUUACCGUUUAUUUACUGGCAACAGCUGCAGACUGGCUGCAAGGUCCUCAUGUGUACGUAUUAUACGAGAGUUAUGGAUUGAGUUCGAAAGAGAUUGGAGAACUCUUUGUUGGUGGAUUUGCUUCGUCUAUGAUUUUUGGAACAUUCAUUGGAUCUCUUGCAGAUAAAUGUGGCCGAAAACUGAAUUGUUUAAUAUAUGCUGUGUUAUACGGCGCAGCUUGUGUGACGAAACAUUUUUCCAAUUACAAUAUUCUUAUGGUGGGACGAAUUUUGGCUGGAGUUGCAACCUCGAUCCUCUUCAGUGCUUUUGAAUCUUGGGCAAUUUGUGAGCAUUCAAAAAGACAAUUGGCGCGGGAAUCAAUGGGUACAUUGUUCGCCAAUGCUGUUCUCGGAAACUCGAUUGUGGCAGUAAUUGCUGGUCUCGUUGCCGAGAUAGCCGCUAGUAAAUUUGGAUUUGUAGCACCGUUUGACCUUUCACUGUGUACGUUAUUGAUAAUGGCUGUAGUAUUGAUGUCUACUUGGAGUGAGAAUUACGGAGACAAAACAGGAAAUAUCGCAUUGUCUUUUCAAGAAGCCUUAAGGGUUUUGCGAAAUGAUCGAAGAGUGCUGUGCCUUGGAUUAAUACAGUCACUCUUUGAAGGUGCUAUGUACACAUUUGUCCUGCAAUGGACACCAGCUCUUACAUCAACGAAUCAAAUAAUACCACAUGGACUGAUAUUUUCCGGUUUCAUGGUCUCCGUCAUGAUUGGCUCGUCUCUUUUUAAAAUAUUCAGUAGAAGAUCAAAUGCGGAAUCCUUUAUGAGGAUUGUAUAUAUCGUUGCAACGGUGGCUCUUUCCGCCCCAAUUUUCAUAGCAAAGGGUGAUAUCCUGAUAUAUUUUAGUUUUUUGGUGUUCGAGUGUUGUGUAGGAAUUUUUUGGCCCGCAAUGGCGACUAUGAGAGGAAAAUAUGUACCGGAAGAAACUCGUGCAACAAUCAUGAACAUUUUCCGAAUUCCUUUGAAUCUCAUCGUAAUUUUGGUUUUACUGCAAGACUUUCCUUUAAGCAAAACAUUCGUCUUGUGUGUUAUAUUUCUUGCCAGCUGUUACAUUGUGCAAGAGUUGCUUUACAGAUUGACAAAGACAACGACACAAAUUAUACUACCGAUUUCAGAUUGCCCACGCUCCGUAAAACUUUCCGGUGUAGUCACAUCGCCAUCUGUGUCUUGAUGAGGUGACGGCUUUUUACGACGUCUUGCCGAUCGUGGACGCUCGGUACCCGAAGAACGUUUAUUCAUUGUCAAUGGCAUGAAGCAUCACUGCUGAAAUUUGUACCUUCCUGCAAUUUUUUUCUUGCAGUAUUUUUCUAGAUCAAUCUUUAAGGAGAAAAAAAUAGCUGGCCUAUAAUGAUAGCAUUUACUAACUUGACGCAGCAAGUCAUAGAGAGCCUAGUAUUGAUCUAAAUACACAAGGUCGACAUGUGGGAAUUAAGUUUGUUAUAUAGGAGUUGAAUUGUAACUCUAAUUACUCUAUUCAUAUGACUAUAUCGGCGUCACUGAACGACUGAAUUCCAAUUUGUUCUUUCAUAAUGUUGAUUUAGACACAGGCUUUAAUUUUUCAUGAGCUAUUCAGUUUAUAGCUGUAAAUAACAAGCUUAAACACUGUCAUUGUCACUGGUAUAUUAUAAAUUACAAAUGACAUUUCUAUACUACUAUAUUGUCAAGUUUAAACAUGCUUACCAGCUAUUUUUUAUAACAAAAAUCCUACCUCCUCCGCAGGCCCUUUGAGACAAAAAUCAGAGUCUUUCGCUUUCGCAAACUGAAAUAUAAAAAACAGCGCAAAUAUAGAGGUGCACAUUUAUGUCGUGCUGAAAGUAUGGUAGCUAACACUAUAUAUAUGUAAAUCUUGUCGUAUAUGCAUGGCUGUGUGUUAUUUGAAUAACGAAAGAAACGGUAUUCGCCGACUUUGACAAUAAGGAAGUAGCCUGUUUUGCCAAUUUUACAUGGGUGAAUAUUUAUCUUAGAUAUGUACAAAACGUUUGAACACCAUAUAAACUAGGGUAGGAAAGAUUGCGACAAACAGUGAUACGAACACGAACACACAAUAUAUAUGAACUUAUCCAUGCAUGCCCAAGCGUUGAUUAAUUAAGGUUGUUUAUGUUAUGAUACACAAAGAAAACUUACGUUUUAGCUGUUUUAGAAUUUGGGU
Molecule: messenger RNA, 2394 nt
Organism: Dendronephthya gigantea
Lineage: Eukaryota; Metazoa; Cnidaria; Anthozoa; Malacalcyonacea; Nephtheidae
Product: molybdate-anion transporter-like
Exons: 16
Coding region: 76-1416 (446 amino acids)
Biological process (GO): molybdate ion transport
Cellular component (GO): membrane
Molecular function (GO): molybdate ion transmembrane transporter activity
Source: RefSeq, a predicted model, not a curated record